CAUUUUCACAAAGAAUUUUAGGUUUGUAUUGGUGUUUUUGAAUGUGUGAGAAUGAGGAGAAAUGCUAUUGCUAUUGCGUUUGUAAAGGUGACGGGACGUAUACUUGAAUGGCGAUCUGUGGUUAUGUUGUAUUUUUGUGAUUAAGUGGCAAAAUAAUAACAGCUGGUUUAUGAAAAUAUUAAUGGGGAAAGAGAUGUGUGCGGUUAUUUUAUUUUAACGUCGAAAAGUGUCGUAUCUACCAGAAAUUCUACCGUAAGCUUCAUUAAUAAAGUCAUGAACAAUUGCAUUAUUCGUAUAAAAGUGCAGUGAUUGGAAAAACGCUAUUGUUGUAAAUCGAAUGCGGUUUAUUGUUGCGGUGACCGGGUGCUUUUGAUAUGAUAUUAAUUGACUGCUUUGCCGAAAUGCCCAGUGUUUUCACUUAUCAUAACCUCAACGUUUAGGCUUGAAUACGUCAAAACUAUUUUGCAUCGCCCAGUGCGAGGCCGUGCGUAAAACUUAAGUUUAUCUGUUAUAUAUGAUUCAACGCGAGUAUCCAAUGAACAACGGGUUUAGCACAGGAGAAGAAGAUUCUAGAGGCAAUUCAGAUCAAAUAUGUUGCCUUGUGGAUGACAACGAACGAUGUAGGCGCCCUGCUGGUAAUGCAUCGUACAGCAAACGCAUACAGAAAACUGUGGCGCAGAGAAGGCUCAAACUGAACAUAGAUCCUCAGGCAAGGCACACAUACAUCUGCGAUUAUCAUAAAACAAUGAUACAAUGUGCAAGGACAAAGCAGAGGAGGCCUAAAGACUCAGAGGAUGACAGCAAUGAAGCUGAGAUGGAUACUCCUGAUGUAGACUGGUUUCAAUUGCAAGUCAAUACUCUGAGGAGGUACAAAAGACACUACAAAGUGCCUACCAGGCCAGGAUUGAAUAAAGCUCAACUUGCUGAAGUCAUACAGAAACAUUUCAAAUCCUUGCCAGUGAAUGAAAAAGAUAUAAUGGCAUACUUUAUUUAUAUGGUGAAAACCAAUGGCAAUAAAUUGGACCAGAAAAAUGGCAUAAAUUCAGACUCAGUGUAGUGUUAUGUGAAUUUAAUUUAUGAAAUGUAGUUUUAAUGUUAGUUGUAAAAUAUAAUUAGAUGGUUUCUCUUCCUAAAUUUACAAUCAACGUUUGAGAGAUUGUCCCUUGUUUAGUUUUUAAAAUGGAUCUCUUAUUUAUAUUUUUAUAGAUAUUUCUCCCUGUUGUGAUUAUUGUAGAAAAGCCACUGUACCAACCAUGUGAUUAAUUAACCACACCAAUCUUUCUUGGCUCGUGGAGAUAUGGUUCAUAUUGCUAUACCAUAUUUUACUAAAUAGGGCAAAGUGGAAGUAUGAUAAAUAAUAUUUUAAACCAACAUAUACAUUUUGUUUAGUGAGACAAUUUUUUUGUAAUUUUCAGCCGGAAUUUUUGCUGGAAUUUUUGGUGAUCUAACAUAAAAUGCUAGAUCACAAAACAUUCCGGCAUAUAACUUUUGACUCAUAAUUGUUUUUAAAACCAUUGUAAUAUUAUUUACAAUGAAAAAUGUGAUAUAAAAUAUUCAAUUUUUCCUUUAUCAAUAAUUUUAAAAUUAUUAAGACCUAUUUUAUCAAUAUAAUCAAUUAUCAUAGUAAGAUUACAAACUCAUUUUACUUUCUGUGUGUAAAGAAUCCCAAAUUUUAGUCAUAUAUAUACUUAUAUGAUGGUUGAAUAAUUAAAUCAAAAUAAAAUAACACACAAAGAUUCUCAUUCAAAAGUUUGUGUAGGUAUGUAGCUUGCAAUUAUUAAUAACUAAAAAUACUCAUAAAAUUGUAGAUUUAACGCUUCAUCUGUCGUAGUUUUAAACUUGGAUAGCCAUAAAAAAAAUCUUACUGAGCCUUGGUUGAGCCAUAUUUAUUUUUUAAUAUGAGUUCAUUACUGACAGAAAAGCUGACAGCCUGGUAAACCUUCCAAGAAUUUGUCACAUGAAAUGAUUAUUUGCAUUGAUAAAUUGUUUGAAGCUUGGCCGCUAAUUUGUAAAAAUAAAAAUGGCGGACAGUGGAGUAGCCAUGCUUAAUACUACAUGCUUGAUACAUAACUUGCGUGAAUAAGUUUGCCCAGUAUGAUUCAAUGCCAUGCAUCGAGGCCAUUGAGGGUGUGGUUAUUAAUCGCAUUAAAGUAUGGUGCUAGAGAUGCAUGUUUGUGCUAGACUGUGAUCUCAUUUAGUUAGUAAUGAUUCAAUCUAGGAUGGUAACAUGCUUCACUCAAACGAGGAAUUAAACCCAUACGUACACCUUAUCAGUAUAUUUUAUAUU
Pararge aegeria (speckled wood butterfly) is the source of this 2287-nucleotide messenger RNA. It is a transcript of the gene Sap30, whose product is annotated as histone deacetylase complex subunit SAP30 homolog. The transcript has 3 exons. Lineage: Eukaryota; Metazoa; Arthropoda; Insecta; Lepidoptera; Nymphalidae. The record is from RefSeq and is a predicted model, not a curated record. Gene Ontology annotation, cellular component: histone deacetylase complex. Gene Ontology annotation, molecular function: transcription coregulator activity; protein binding. Bases 515 to 1057 code for a protein of 180 amino acids. Gene Ontology annotation, biological process: regulation of DNA-templated transcription.